AUGGUUCAAGCAGAAAUCAAUAUGAUCAAUGCUGCUGCUGAUACUGUUAUUCCACUAGGUAUCUGGUGUUCGAAAUGGAGAAAAUUUUGGGAUAACUAUGAAUGGCGCAUGCGACACUAUUUCUAUAUACAUCUUUCGGUAUUCUUUUGCAAUACAUUGUUGUGUGGUGUUAUCGUCUGGAACAUUGAACAAAAACGUGUGCCCUAUCUUGAUUGUUGGUUUAUGAGUGCAACAUGUGUAUUCACAUGUGGAUUGGAAACCUACGAUUUUGGAUCAUUCAGUCAAGCAUCACAAAUUGUAUUACUUAUUUUUACAUUAAUCUCGGGUAUUACUGUCAGUACAGUACCUGCUAUUUUCAUCAAGAUCUAUCGAGUCAAACGCGAAAUAACACCUGAUGAGGAAACACUUUCAGCGACUGUCAAUGACAAUAGUUUGCCAAUUGCACAACUUGUUCAACUUAGUUCUUUUGAUCCUGCAUUGAAUCAACGUCUUCGAUUACUGCCUCGUGCGAAAGAUCUUCGUACUACAGCAUAUAUCAUCCUAAUUAUUCUCAUUCUUUCGACUUGUUUUACUAUUUAUUUCAUCUCAUUUCUUGCUAUUGGCUAUGCAACAUUCGAUAUAAGUUUACUGUCGGCCGGAACUGUGGUAAUUUAUGUUCUCUUGAUGGGUAUCAAACCUCAAAUGUUAUGUGCAAUUAAUGAAACACCAUUUGAAAUGGAAUGGAUACUUUUGCAGACACAGCAAACACUAGAAAAUAACGUAUCUAAUGGAAGUCAAAAUGCUAAUUUUAAAAUUUUCUUACCAUUUAAUCGAAUGCAAAAUUAUCUUUUGCGAAAAGGCUCGAUUACUAAAGCUGAAGCAAACAGAUACUUUACUUCAACAAUUGCUAUCAAUCGUGUUGAAGCAGCUCUUGAUGAACUUAAUGAUAAACGAAAUCAACAUCGUUUGAGUAUUGCAUCUGCUGAUAUGGUUUACGUGAGAAAUUGA
This is a messenger RNA of Rotaria sp. Silwood2, 987 nucleotides long. Lineage: Eukaryota; Metazoa; Rotifera; Eurotatoria; Philodinida; Philodinidae. The record is from the annotation of a GenBank genome assembly.